AUGUCUACCUCGCCUAGCGAGCAGAGCGAGGGUGGCGUCCCUCUCCUGUCGUCGCCACGGACUCCGCCUAGGUGGGCGAAUGACCGUUUGUCGAUCCACGGGGGAGAUCGAAAAGAAGAAGCCGGAGGGUACGCCCGCAGCCCUUUCCCCAACUCCGAGCCGGAGCCUCGAUCCUACUAUGGCGUCAGACCUCCUCGGCCAAUUUCUGAUGGGGAGUUUCUGAGAAGCAAUUUUUCCAGCCCCGACUAUGCCUGCCCUGCCCCUAUCGUGGCAUAUAACAGCACAGUUCUCGAAACAAUCCCCGCGGGUAGCGUCGCUCCUCCCCCAGCCCAUCCUUCCACCAGCCGGGGAUACUACUCUGCCGACAACUCGAAGCAUGGCAUAGAGGAGAUGAGCAAGUCGAUUGGAAAUCUAAACACGACUGCCCAUCCGGAUCAACAGGCUGCGCACUUCCACGUCCGCAUUGCCCACCAACGUAUCAACGGUAUCAUCCAGGGAGCUCGUAGGCGGGCUGACAUGCCCCCGCAAUUUGCCCACCAGCUUGAAUACGAGUUGAAGGAGACCAGCCAAAGCCUCGCCAGAGUGACGCUGGCCAUCGACAAGCUUUCACGCCACCUCGAGGAGAAGAUGGUGGAUUGUGAUCGUGUCCAGGCAACAGCCGGACUACAGGCAGUGGAGAUUGAGCGCCUCCGGCACGAUAUUGACACGGCCCGCCGAGAGACCCAGUCUGCUGAGACGAACAGCGAGGAGCUCCAGAAGACAUACCAGGACGUCUUGCGGUCGAUGGAAGAGCAGAGCAAGAUCGACCAAGAGAAGAUCAAGAUGUACGAGGAGCAGCUGAACGGCAAGCGUCACUUGUUCUUCGCCCCUGCUAGCCGUGAUCCCCGAGAGAAGACCAAUGGCUCUAACUCGACCAAUAGAGCCAAUACGCCUACCACCGGCAUGACGUCGGUAUCCCACUCGUCGAGGAUGGCAUCUCCCAGAAUCCCCUUCGCCGUUCCGCCUCGGCCAUCAUCCGCGUUUCCCGGUGCCGGCCCGAGAUCAUCUGGAUCCAAGCCUAGAUCCACCCCGGCUCUCCGUGCCAGUUACAACAAUACGGGGAAUGGCGGCCAUUACAAGUUCGAGGAACCCCGUCCCCGCUACACUUCCAACGAGCUUGGGAGCCCUGUCGCGUCCGGGCCAAGCCAGGCGCUCGUGGCCAAGGCCUCCCCCGAGGUAGAGGCUACAAUUAUGCACUGGCAGGAGAGCUUUGGAAAGGUCUUCUCCAUGGUCCACGGGUGGUGCAGCACUUAUGCCAACCAGGUCAAGACCGAUGACGCGGCACAGAUCCAGGCUCGAGCACCCAGGCUCUGGGACUACAUAAGCGACAUCAUCUACCCAGGCCGGCCGGAGAGUGGCGCCUCCCACGCCAAAUACCUCCUGCAGGAGGGAUCGUCGAGGGUCUAUUUCGUGGAGCGCCUCAUGCUCCAGUACAUCAUCAACUGCAUGUUUGCUGUCGAGGGAUGGACCGAGUUCCGCGAGGACGUGGAUUCCAAGUUGAACGCCCUCUCGCAGAGACUGCAGAGCACGGAGUUGUACAAGACGUUCGAGCGGCAGUCCAUCGUCGACCAGAUCGCGAGCCAUAUUAACAUCAUCCUCAUGGACCCCGAGUUCCCGUCCUUCCGGCAGCGCAAGGAGAACUUCCACCACCAGCGCCUCAAGACCAUCGUGGGGCCCCUGAUGGACAGCUCGGCCUCGCGGUCCGACGCCGCCUACGACCUCCACAACAUAACCGUGCUGGUCCUGCAGGCGUCGGCCAACAUGUUCCAGUCGCGCCAGCACAUCCAGUUCGCGUGGAGCAACACGUGCAGCAAGUUCUCGGUCGAGUCGCACGCCGCAAAGGAGACGGUCGUCGACCCCGUCACCCUGCAGAUGAAGCAGUGGCGCCUCAAGCUGGUCGUCACCCCGCUCAUCACCCUCCGCGACGACCGCGGCCUGACCGCCGUCCCCAGGCGGGUGCUCCGCUCCGAGGUUCUCGUCAUGAACUAG
Molecule: messenger RNA, 2028 nt
Organism: Phialemonium atrogriseum
Lineage: Eukaryota; Fungi; Ascomycota; Sordariomycetes; Cephalothecales; Cephalothecaceae
Exons: 4
Coding region: 1-2028 (675 amino acids)
Source: RefSeq, a predicted model, not a curated record